Messenger RNA from Melampsora larici-populina 98AG31, 1544 nucleotides. RefSeq lists its product as uncharacterized. The record is from RefSeq and is a predicted model, not a curated record. NCBI's taxonomy places the organism in Eukaryota, Fungi, Basidiomycota, Pucciniomycetes, Pucciniales, Melampsoraceae. The coding region runs from base 342 to 1238 and encodes 298 amino acids. The transcript is spliced from 7 exons.
GUGGUUUUUCUUUCUCCUUUUUCUCCUUUUUCUCCUUUCUUUCUUUCUUUCUUUGUUUGCUUUACCAUCAAAUCUACCAGAAAAGGAGUCAUCAGAUCGAUUGAUUUUGUUUUUUUGAUCAUCAAUUCUGCUUUACAAACCAUAACCGACACCUAAACUUCAAUCCAUUCUCAUCCCAGUAGAUUCACUUAUUGAUUUGCUCUUAUCCAUAAAUCCAUCUAGUUCACUUACUUAUUUGAGAGACUCAACGUUUUGUUUUGUUUUUGGUUCUUCAACAAGAUCUACUUCUUAGGACAUAGAUCAUAGAAGAUUAUCUACUGUUUUCGCAAACCUAUCUUAUCAUGAGUACAGCUACCGAAAACCAUACUGUGAACGCGAACGGAAACGGGAACGGUCAUCAUGGCUCAACCGAGUCAGAAGACUCACUCUGUUCUCCUACCUUUGUCAAAAGAGUGACAUCCAUUCCAGUCGUGGCUGAUGCUCUAGAGGCCGUUCAAUCGACCAUGAAAGGUAAUGCGUACUCUGCAGCCGUGUAUGAAAAAGCAGAAGGAGCUGCGAUUUAUUUGUAUGAACAGAGCAAACCGUUACAAGAAAAGUUGGCAGGACCGAUUGGUCAAGUGGAUGCAGUGGCCAAUAAAGGAUUAGAUUUUGUCCAAGCCAAAGCUCCAUAUGUUUUUGAAGCUAAAACCGAAGAUAUCUUAUCUAAAGCAAGACAACCAGCCGAUCAAGCUUAUGCAUAUGGAAAAACUUAUAAAGAUGCAGCUUCGGCUAGAUUAGGACCGAUUACGGAACAAUUCCAAAUCCAAUUAACUAAAUCACAACAAACCUUGAAUGGAUUACAAGAGAAACUUCAAUCGGCUGUUUCAAACUUACCACUUGAUUCGAAAUCGGUUCAAGAUCAAUUGAAGAGUUUAUCGGAACAAGUGAUUGCUGAGAUUGAAAAAGUUUCUAACUUUGUGGUUGAGAAACGAAAAGAAUUGCCACAACAAGCACAACAAGCCGUAGGACCAUUAAUUGAAAAAUUACACCAAUCUUUUAAUGAUAUUAAAUCUGAAUUAAUUAAGGCGGAUUUACCGAUUUCUCAAAGAGCUUCGAAUGUAUUAAAAUAUUCAAGUGAACAAGCUUCUCCAAUUGUACAUGAAGCUAUUGAAGUGAUUCGAAAAGUAAUGGGUAAAGUUGAAAACAAAAAGGAAAAUGAUGAGAAUCGUCCUGAUCAACUUGUUAAUGGGACUUCUUAAAACUUGUGUGUGAUUUGGUUGAAAAAGCUUUUGAUUACAUUUGUCUCUUUUGUUAGUUUUUUUUUCUUUGAUGGUUAGUGUUUGAAUGUUUGUAUAUGUGUGACUGUGUGCGUGUAUGUGUUUGUCUUUAUCGUCUUUUUUCUUCAUUUACAUUUCAUCUUUUGAGUUGUUUUUCUUCUUCUUUAGAAUUUGAAUGUAUGCACAAAUCUUAGAAUCGAUUGGUUUUUUUUCUUUUUUCUUUUGCUCAUGUUUUAAUUAUAUAUUAUUGAGUUUGAACAAACAUCACGUGAAGUAUAUUUGAUUAGU